CUCACACAAAGAACCACCACCACCACCACCCACCACCAUCCAUCUCCGAAGGGCUAACGAGCGGGUCGUCGAGUAAGCGGGUCAAGAUGUGGGACUGCGUCCCUGACCCGUGGCACGAGGAGGCCCUGGGCAAUGCGUGCACUCUGGCCACACGCGACUUCACUCUGAUGCGCAGCGGGCGACUCCUCCGCGAGGCGUCGUGCGGCUGGGACCACCGUCAGGGCGAGGUCGUCCUCGCCACCAUCUGCUCCAUCUUCCUGGCCACGCUGGUGCCUCUCGCGCUGCUCCUCAAUCUCGGCGUGGCCGCCGUGAACCUGUGCGGUGGACACCGCGCUCUCGCCGCCAUCAGCGGAGGCGCCUCUCCUCCUCCACCUCCUCAUCCUCGGAGCGCCGCGGCUCGCCAACCGUCCGCGGUGGACGUGUACGUGACGAGCGCCGCGCUGGCCAACGCCCUGCAGCUGAGCGUGGCUCUGGCGCACCUCACGGGGCUGACGCACGACGCGACGGACGCAACGGACGGGUCUGCCGAGCGCGACCCGCGCGGCGCGUACGGCUGCGCCGCGGCCUACGUCCUCUUCCACGUGUCGGCGCUGGCGAGCGCCUACUCGGUGACCCUGCUCGCCUUCGACGCGUACCUGGAGGCGGCGCUGCCCGCGGGCUCGCGCCCGCCGCUCGUGGACGCGCGCAGCGCCCCGCACGUGUGCGCCUUCCUGUGGGGCGGCUCGUGCCUGGCCGCGUUCCCCGCCGCGCUGCAGAUCGGCUGCUCGCGGCGCGGGCACCUCGACUGCGUGGCGCUCGGCGUGCGCGAGCUCGCCGACGUCUCGCUCGUCGUCACGGGCUUCGUCGUGCCGGUCGCGGGCUCGUGCGUGAGCGCGUGGUGCGCCGCGCGUCUGCUGUCACGCGGCGGCGGUGGCGUUGACGAGGACGACGCCGCCGAGCGGGAAGCGCAGAGAGGUGCGCUGCGCAUGGCGCUCGUGGCGGUGCCCGUCCACUUCUCGCUGUGGGCCCCGUUCUACGCGACCGUCGGGGCCGGCGUGUUCGCCGCCGUGAGGAGGAGGCCCUCGUUCCGCCUGGUCAAGGCGCUGGCACAGAUGCUCGCAUACGCGCCCCCGUGCGUGGCGCCGUGCGUGUACGCGCGCAUGUGCCGUGGAGUGGCGGAGCGUGCGAGGCUCGUGGGGGCCGCGCUCGGGUCGCGGUGCGGGAGGCGACGCUACAGUCGGCACUCGUCGCUGGCCCUGACAGAAGCCGUGUAGGUGGAUCGCUGCUUCGCAUGAUCGUGGGAGGCAGCGGUGAGUCAUGGAGGUCUUCAUCAAUGGAUUGACCACGGCUGAUGAUACAUCCUGAGAUUGCCUCGUGACCUCCCACCAGUGAGCCUUUGACACUUGACGUAGCUGCAAAGUGCACUUAGCUUUGACACAAGCGCUGUGGUGAUGUCACCGUCAUUUAGCGUCUGUCAAUAGUUGUUGUAGAGGUGUGCGCAUCUCUGUACGCGUGCGCAGGGUCCGACUGUGGCGCAGUGGGAAACACAAUGAUGCUCGUGACUUUAUUUUUCUUCCCGGCCACGGUGCGAUUGUUACGUCUGGAUACAACCACGAACAUUCCCGUCGCUGCGCUGUAACGCAAUGCAAAUUUCAGAGGGUUGACAAUGUACGUCGUUAAGUUAUUGAAUUAGUUCUGCUUCUGUGAUCUUUAUUAAACAAUUGCUGAAAACCCCACAGGGAGGGAUCCGUCUCAUUCCUCCACGUUUGUUGAUCAAGUGAAGUAACGACAAUGACGACUACUACUUUAAUUUCAGCAGCUUUUGCUUCUGCAUUAAUGAUUCAUACUAUUUAUUUAAUGUUUCGCUUUAGACCGUUAAGUGGACACCACGUAAGAACCGCUGACGUACGAUAGACAACAAAACCUAGUCCAGAGUUGAUCUCGAGAGAACUAAAAUAAGCAAUUAUUAUUACUUUUACU
Lethenteron reissneri (Far Eastern brook lamprey) is the source of this 1959-nucleotide messenger RNA. Its product is annotated as probable G-protein coupled receptor 146. Gene Ontology annotation, cellular component: membrane. The record is from RefSeq and is a predicted model, not a curated record. NCBI's taxonomy places the organism in Eukaryota, Metazoa, Chordata, Hyperoartia, Petromyzontiformes, Petromyzontidae. Gene Ontology annotation, biological process: G protein-coupled receptor signaling pathway. Gene Ontology annotation, molecular function: G protein-coupled receptor activity.